This is a messenger RNA of Gryllus bimaculatus (two-spotted cricket), 369 nucleotides long. NCBI's taxonomy places the organism in Eukaryota, Metazoa, Arthropoda, Insecta, Orthoptera, Gryllidae. The record is from the annotation of a GenBank genome assembly.
AUGGUACGCCUCAUAUUUUCGCCCCCUGGCUGGAAGGGAGGGGAGUCGGACCGGCCAGAGAAGAGGGGAAGCGAGUGCACUUCACGCCUAGGUAGCGCCAACCACGUGGCCAAGGCCAUUUGCGAGGCUGGGGCCGACGGAAGCGACGCGCUGCGGGCGAAAUAUUCGAGUGACCCCGACUCGGCGGACAAAAGGCUCAGGCUUACCGGCGACGUCCCUGCCUCGCGGCCAUGCCACGUAGUCAUCACCACGCCUUCGAGGAGAAUAAUGGAGAAGGCAGUGCGGGCAGGGGACGAGGCGGCUACAAGAGUUACAAGGGCCAAGGGCGGGUGCAACUGCGCGGGAGCACUCUCAAGCCCGCGUUUUUAA